CAACUUUCCUCAACUUCAUCAUUGCUUCUUUCUUCCAAACCCUGAAACUUCACAACACACAAAGAUCCUUUUCAAUCAAAACAACAAUGAAGAAAGAACCAACUCAACAUCUCCACCUUCCAUGUCUCUUUAUGUCUCUUCUUUCACUACUCCGACCAAUCAUCUCAGACCCUAGAGCAAGAUCCAUCAAAGUCACAUGCUCACCGCAGCUAGAACACAACGAAACCAUCUUCGUCCCAAACUUCGUCGCCUCGAUGGAGAAAGUUAGCCAACAAGUCCAACUCAACGGUUUCGGAACCGCACACACCGGUUCAGGACCAGACGCUAACUACGCUCUCGCUCAAUGCUACGGAGACCUCCCUUUAAACGACUGCGUCCUCUGCUACGCAGAAGCGAGAACCAUUCUCCCAAAGUGUUACCCUCAAAACGGUGGUAGGAUCUUCCUCGACGGAUGUUUCAUGAGAGCUGAGAACUACAGUUUCUACAACGAGUUCAAAGGACCUGAAGACACAGUCCUUUGCGGGAACGCCACUAGGAAGAAUAACAACGCUACUUUUGGAGACGCGGUUAGAGGAGUGUUGAGAAACGCGGUUGCUGCGGCUCCUGGGAAUGGAGGGUACGCUCGCGGCGCGUCUGCAAACGGAGAGUCUGCGUUUGCGUUGGUGAAUUGUUGGAGAAACUUGAGUCCUGAGUCUUGUAAACAGUGUUUGGAAGACGCUUCUGCUUCUAUGGUUGGCAAGUGUCUGCCGUGGUCUGAAGGACGUGCGCUUCACACGGGGUGUUUCCUUAGGUACUCUGAUCAAGAUUUCUUGAACAAGAUUCCAAGAAACGGAAGCAAUAGCUCUGUUGUGGUGAUUGUUGUCUCGGUGCUUAGCUCUGUGAUUGUCUUUAUGGUUGGAGUAGCGAUAAGUGUUUACAUCUGCAAACACCGAACCAUUCAGAAGAAGAGAAGAGGAUCAAAUGAUGUAGAGAAAAUGGCGAAGACGUUAACAGAUAGUAGCUUGAACUUCAAAUACUCAACGCUAGAGAAGGCCACAGGUUCGUUUGAUAGCGUGAACAAGGUUGGACAAGGAGGCUUUGGAACUGUUUAUAAGGGUGUUUUACCAGAUGGAAGAGAUAUCGCUGUGAAACGGUUGUUCUUUAAUAACAGACAUAGAGCAGCAGAUUUCUACAAUGAAGUCAACAUUAUUAGCUCUGUUGAACACAAGAACCUAGUUAGGCUGCUUGGUUGCAGCUGCUCAGGACCAGAGAGUCUCCUAGUUUAUGAGUAUCUUCAGAACAAGAGCCUUGAUAGAUUCAUCUUUGAUGUUAACAGAGGCAAAACACUAGACUGGCAAAGAAGAUUCAUGAUCAUUGUUGGAACAGCUGAAGGGUUGGUGUAUUUGCACGAGCAGUCUACUGUGAAGAUCAUCCAUAGAGACAUAAAAGCAAGCAACAUUCUGUUAGAUUCAAAGCUUCAAGCUAAAAUCGCUGACUUUGGUUUGGCAAGAUCGUUCCAGGAGGACAAGAGCCAUAUCAGCACAGCCAUUGCAGGGACUCUUGGGUAUAUGGCUCCAGAGUACUUGGCACAUGGUCAGCUAACAGAGAAAGUAGAUGUGUACAGCUUCGGUGUUCUUGUACUAGAGAUUGUAACUGGAAAGCAGAACACAAAAAGCAAAAUAUCUGAUUAUUCAGACAGUUUGAUUACAGAAGCAUGGAAGCAUUUUCAGUCAGGAGAGUUGGAGGAGAUAUAUGAUCCAAACCUGGACUGGAAGAAUCGGAACGAUAGUAUCAUCAUCAAGAAGGAGAUAGUGAGAGUUGUUCAGAUAGGGCUAUUGUGCACUCAAGAAAUGGCAUCGCUAAGACCAUCCAUGUCAAAGGUAUUGCAUAUGCUAAAGAACAAAGAGGAAGUGUUACCGUUGCCAAGUAAUCCUCCGUUUAUGGAUGAAAGAGUCAUGGAGUUUCGUGAUGGUUCUGAUGGUGAUUCAGCUGCUUGUGCUUCUCUUGCUACUGUCUCCCAAAGUUCCUUCUACGGUAGAUGAGGCUUUUAACAUCGUUGAGUAUAAACCAAAGUUUUGUGUAUAAUAAACCAGUAAGAAGAACUAAACUAGUAUAUAUAGAGAUAGAUUUGUAUACCGUAAUGAAGUAUGCCAUGGAGAUAGUAAGUUCAUAUAUGUACUAAAAAGUAAUGUGGUGGAAGAGAAUGUUUGAACUCAAAUCUUGUAUCUAUGUAACUUAAUAAGGCAUAUAUCGACUUUGGAGGGUUUGGAGAUAGAAUAUUGGCACAAUGGUUUUGCCUUUUUUAACAUUCCAAACCAACGAACAAUGUAUUAUAUAGAUAUUAUGCAGAUGAUAGAAAGAACAAUGGUAAAGUUAAUCUUGUUAUGUAAAGAACAAUGUAUUAGAUAUGUUCCUUCAAAACUGAC
Molecule: messenger RNA, 2405 nt
Organism: Eruca vesicaria subsp. sativa (arugula)
Lineage: Eukaryota; Viridiplantae; Streptophyta; Magnoliopsida; Brassicales; Brassicaceae
Source: the annotation of a GenBank genome assembly